AUGGCAGCCCCGCACGCAGCCCACCGGGUGACGCCCGAGAAGGCGGCAGCCUUGCACGCAGCCCACCGGGUGACGCCCGACGCCGCGCUGCGCGAGCUCGCCCGCGUGGAAGCUGCCGCGGACGUCGCGACGCCCGUCGAGGCGGAGCUGGCGGCCGUCGGCGACGCCGAGGUCUUGGCGGAGAUGUCGCGCUCGUCGCAGUGGCAAGCGAGUUUGAAGGGCUGGCUGACGCACCACGAGGUCUGCAGCUCCGCGUCGGCGAGCCGCACGGCCGCGCUGCUCUGGCGCGGCGGCUUCGACUCCUUCUGGGCGCUGAUGCAGGCCGACGAGGACGCGUUCAAGGCCCGCGGCCUCGAGGACAGGCGCGCGUCCCGCCUCGCGGCCGCGCUGCGGCGCGACCGCGCGGCCGUCAUCGCGCGCCGCGACGACGCGGACCGGGCGCUCGAGCUCGUCCAGAAAGCGGCAAAGGCGGGCCGCGAGGUCCACGUGGCCGUCUACGACGGCGACGAGUCGCUCGCGUCGGUGCGCGUGUCGGCCGCGGGCCUCGCGGCGGUCAUCGCCGACGAGGCCGAGGCGCCGGGCCCGUGGGGCGACGACGGCGCCUCCGAGCCGGAGUCCGAGGCGUCAGAAGCGCCCAAGGACUUCCUCCUCUUCCCGUCGACCUUCGCGCCGCUCCCGGCCGCGGAGGAGACCCCGAAGAAGCCGCGGCGCCUCUCGCCUCCGCGGCCGGGGCGCCUCUCGCCCGUGCAGGGCGCCGCGCCGCUCUUCCCGCGCGUCACGCCGCCGAACGAGGUCGCGCUCGAGCCCGUGCAGGGCGCCUCGCCGCUCUUCCCGCGCGUCACGCCGCCGAACGAGGUCGCGCUCGAGCCCGUGCGCGCGCUGUUCCGGCCCGCGUCCGCGCGCGCGGCGGCGGUCGAGGACGUCGCGAAGCCGCCGCGCGCGAAGUCCGCGCCGCUGAAGGCCCUCCGCGGCUGCCUCUCGCGGUCCCGGUCCGCCGGCGUGCUCGAAGACCGCCGCGUCUCCUUCGUCGACUCCGCGCCGCCCAUGCGCAUCGUCGGCGACGUCGUCGCCUGCGCGAGCGACGACGCCGCAGCCACGUUCCUCGAGCACGGCGUCGCCGUGAUCCCAAACGCCGUCGACGACGCCACCGUCGACGCCUGCCGGACGCGCGCCAUCGAGGACCUCGCGGCCUGCGAGGCCGCCGUCGCUCAGCGGCUCGAGGCGCUGGACCCGACGGCGCCCGACGCGCACCACGAGGCCGUGCGCUGCGAGCGCUGCGACUUCGCGGAGCUCGUGCGGCGCGACGGCGGGCGCUGCGACGUCCGCGUGCGCUGCGGCGACGCGCCCUACGCGGACCUCUUCCGCCACGAGGCGAUCCUGCCCGCGGCGCGCGCGGCGCUCGGCGGCGGCGACGUCGUCCUCCUGUACAGCGGCGUCAUGGUCGCGCGCGCGGGCGCGGCGGAGGACCAAAAGUGGCACAAGGACGGCGACCACCUCUUCGCCGAGGGCGGCGACCAGCCGCCGCACGCGCUCACCGUGUUUAUUCCGCUCCAGGACCUGACGCCGUCGAACGGGCCCACGGAAUUCCGACUCGGCUCGCACCGACGGUCCGCGGAGAGCCCCCCGAAGCGCUCCCGGCGGUCGCCGGUGGCGCCGACGUGCGCCAGGGGGUCCGCGCUCCUCUUCGACUACCGCGUCGACCACCGCGGGCUCGCGAACCGCUCGGAAGCCGAUCGCCUCGUCUUUUUCAUGGCCUACGCGCGGCCCUGGUUCCGCGACGCGAAGAACACGCGGUCCAAGGUGCCGCUGUUCCCGGCGACGUUCGCGCCCUGGGCGCCGCGCGCGCUCGCCGCGGACGCGGCGGACGACGCGGUGCUGACCGGGGAGGACUCGGGCGAGCGCUUCGUGCUGUUCGAGAUGACCGUGGACCUCGGCGGCGAAACGUCGGGCACGAUCCGCGUGCACGACGGCGACGACGCCAUGGACCUCGCGCGCGCGUUCUGCGAGAGGCACGCGCUCGACGAGAGCGUCCGCGCGCCCCUCGCGGACUCGAUCCUCGAACAGGCGGCGCUCGCGCGGGGGUCCUAA
Aureococcus anophagefferens is the source of this 2088-nucleotide messenger RNA. RefSeq lists its product as hypothetical. The transcript has 2 exons. The record is from RefSeq and is a predicted model, not a curated record. NCBI's taxonomy places the organism in Eukaryota, Pelagophyceae, Pelagomonadales, Pelagomonadaceae. Bases 1 to 2088 code for a protein of 695 amino acids.